UCGUCUCCGUCUCUCUCUGUGUGUGCGUUCAUAUUUUCAUUCGCAAGUAACUCGUACCGUCCUCGUUUGAACGUGCGCUCUGAAUUUUAAUUUGAAUCCAAAUUCGCAUUUAAAUUGUGGUUCACAUCGAAAAAAUAAACCAACAGCGUGGAAAGGUAACGAAUCGCCGUGGGAAUACCAAACAAUAACAAAUCGCAGAAAAGCAAUAAACUAAAGCUGAACACCCGAACCAGACCGCCGCCAUUUAUCGUCAUCGUCGUCGUCUAUAAAGAUAGCAAUAAUUGCCUUUGAUAAUGACGUUGGCCAUCAGGUGGACGCUGGAAUAGUUGGGAAUGCAACAGUUACCGCAGCCAAGCAUCAGUUGGAGCAUUUGAAUACAAUGCGCGAAGCGCUUUUCUCUCAGGAUGGCUGGGGAUGCCAGCACGUUAAUCAGGACACCAACUGGGAGGUGCCCAGUUCGCCCGAGCCGGCCAACAAGGAUCCUAGUGGGCCGCCUAUGUGGAAGCCCAGCAUAAAUAAUGGAACAGACCUCUGGGAAUCCAAUUUAAGAAAUGGAGGCCAGCCAACAGCCCAGCAGCAAGUCCCGAAACCAUCUUGGGGCCACACGCCCUCAUCCAAUCUGGGUGGCACUUGGGGCGAGGACGAUGACGGAGCCGAUAGCAGCAAUGUUUGGACCGGUGGCGGUGGAAGUGCUGGCGCCAUGACCAGUGCUGCUGGUUCUGGUCCUGGAGCUGCUAUUGUCGGCGUCAAUCCUUCUGGUGUUAAUGUUGGCAUUGGCGGAUCCGUUGGUGCAUCCGGCGGUGGCCCUCAAUGGGGAUUGACAUCAACUGGUAAUAAUAGUACUGGCACCAGUGGAGGAGGAGCCUUGCCUGUGGUAACACCAGGAUGCGGAGCCGGAUCAGGAAAUAUAAGCGGAGGUGGAGGUGGAGCUGUUGCUGGAGGUGGCACAAAUGCUGGUAGCGCCGGUAAUGGUUGGGGAGAUCCACGCGAAAUUCGUCCGUUGCCUGGAGGAGUAGGUGGUGGAGGGGGUCAAAUGGACAUUAGAAAUGUUGAUCAUCGCGAUGCAAUGCGAGGCGCUGGUGGUAGCAGUGCUCCCUCCGGGGACCCACGUGACAUGCGGAUGAUUGAUCCGCGUGAUCCGAUUCGGGGAGAUCCCCGUGGUAUAUCGGGACGACUUAAUGGAACAUCCGAAAUGUGGGGACAUCAUCCGCAAAUAUCCCACAAUCAAAUGCAAAGCAUUAAUAAAAUGGUGGGUCAAGUUGUUGGAGCUGCUGGAUCAAGUGUGGGAGUUGGAUCUGCACCAGGGCCUGGGGGGCCUGGCCCUGGUGGUCCAGCUGGCAUUGGCUCUGCCGGGGUCCCUGGGACAGGAGUAUCUAGCAAUAUUGGAACACAAUGGGGUGCCAAUCAAUCAGUCGGAGGUCCUAAGGAUAUUUCCAAGCAAAUUAGCAGCGGAUGGGAGGAACCAUCGCCUCCACCACAGCGACGCAAUAUUCCAAACUAUGAUGACGGUACUUCACUCUGGGGUCAACAGCCAGCUCGGGUUCCUGGGGGCGGUGGAGGUCACUGGAAGGACAUGUCAGAGCCGAUGAACCGCAACCAUUUGAUUCGUGGUCAAAAUCAGUCGGUUGGCAUUGGUAUUGGUGGCAAUGUACCAGUUGGCGGGGGUAACCCCAACAAUCCUAUGACCAGCGUCGUUGGUCCGCAAGCUCGGCUCACAUCGGUGGGGGGUGUUGGUGUUGGUGGCGUGCCGCACAAACAGGACGGCGGCACCAUGUGGGUCCAUCCUAAUAAUAGCGGCGGUGGUAGAAAUCCAGUUAACGUUGCCGGAUGGGGGGACGAUAGCCAUAACGUGGGCGUGACUGGAAGUGUAUCAGUUUCUGGUAGCAACUGGCAAGUAGAUGACAAAGCUAGUGCCAAUUCGUGGAGCGACGCACCCGCUGCAGGGGUUGGUGGCUGGGGUGCUAAACAGUCAAAAUUGUCAACAACGAAUGCCAACUCCUCUGGAUGGAGCACCGGCGCGGUGUUGGGCGACGGUAGUGAACUGACCUCUGACUGGAGUUCCCAUGCCGGCAUUGUGGGAAAACCACAACAGCAGCAACAGAAGCUUGCUGGCCUUAAUGUGGGCGUUGGAGUCGGUGUGGGAGGGAUGGUUAACAUGAAUGUGCUUAACACGGACAUGAUUAAGCAGAGCAAGCAAUAUCGCAUUCUGGUCGAAAAUGGAUUCAAGAAGGAAGACGUGGAACGCGCCUUGGUCAGUGCCAACAUGAACAUCGAGGAGGCAGCUGAAAUGCUUCGGGCCAAUGCCAACUCUACCUUAGCCAUGGAAGGUUGGCGUCGUCACGAAGAGUCACUUGGGUCGUAUGGCGAUCACUCUAAUCCGGGUGGCGCUGGGGGAUUCGCUACUGGACGCUAUCCAGUUGGCGGUGGAGCACAACCUUCGAUGUCAUUCCCUCCGAAUAAUCUUAUGAAUGCUGGAGGAGCCGGUUCCAGCGGAGUUGGAGGCGGUGGCAAUAAUCCCAACGUAUCCGCCUUACAGGUUCAAAAGUAUUUAUCCAGUCAGCAGGGACCUCAUGGAGUCGCUUCUUCGUCUGCGUCCGCUGUAUCAGUUGGAUUUGGUCAGGGUUCGGGAAAUGCGGCGCAGACAGUCAAUAUUGCCGCAGCGAACACUAACAAUCAACAGCCAUCAGGUCAACAGAUCCGCAUGCUCGGCCAGCAAAUUCAAUUGGCAAUUCACAGUGGCUUUAUAUCCAAUCAAAUUUUGAAUCAGCCGUUGACUCAAACAACCCUGAACCUCCUUAAUCAACUUCUUAUAAAUAUAAAGAACCUCCAGGCAGCACAGUCAUCUCUUUCGCGCGGCGGUAAUGCGAAUCCGAUGGCCGUUAAUGUGGCUAUCGCCAAGUACAAGCAACAAAUACAAACUCUUCAAAACCAAAUUAAUGCACAACAAGCUGUCUAUAUUAAGCAACAGCAGCAGCAACAGAACCUGCAGCCGAAUUCGCAGCAGCAGCAACCACCACAUCCAUCCGCACACCUUAAUAGCUCUGGCAACGACUAUUUGAGGGGUCAUGAUGCGAUUGCCAACUUGCCGGGCAACUUCUCUGAACUCAAUCUGAAUAAGCCAACAUAUACCCAAGGGGCGUCCAAUCAGCAAUCCCGUUUGAAUCAGUGGAAGCUUCCAGUAUUAGAAAAGGAUAUAGCUGCUGACAGUACGGACUUUUCUCGCGCUCCAGGUGCAACUAAACAAAAUUUAUCAAGCAACUCAAACAAUAUGGGGCCGCUGGGCCUUCAAAAUGAUGGUACGUGGUCAACAGGGCGCAAUAUUGGAGACGGUUGGCCGGAUCCAUCAGAUAACGAGAAUAAAGACUGGUCAGUUGCUCAGCCAUCAACAGCAUCGGCAUCAUCUGCAGCGGCAACUGCUUACACGGACCUCGUCCAAGAAUUUGAGCCAGGAAAACCGUGGAAGGGUUCUCAGAUUAAGAGCAUAGAGGACGACCCUAGCAUAACUCCUGGCAGUGUUGCCAGAUCUCCAUUGUCCAUUAAUUCGACGCCAAAAGAUGCUGAUAUUUUUGCCAAUACCGGCAAGAGCUCACCGACUGAUCUGCCGCCACUAAGUCUUUCAUCGUCAACGUGGAGUUUUAAUCCAAAUCAGAACUUUCCAAGUUGGUCGGACAACAGUCAACAGUGUGCCACCUCGGAACUGUGGACAAGCCCACUUAACAAAACUGCUUCACGGGGCCCGCCUCCUGGGUUGACUUCCAAUGCCAACAAAUCUAUUACGGGAGGGCCCACAGGACCUGGUAGUGGCACAGCCACUUCAUCAUCCACAGGUCCCGGCAACGCCAACGGCUGGCUUUCGUCCCGAGGUGUUUCUGUCUCAACUACAAAUACAACAUGGACUGGAGGUAAUACUUCUUGGAGCUCUAGUUGGUUGCUUCUGAAAAAUCUUACAGCGCAGAUUGACGGUCCAACCCUACGUACCUUGUGUAUGCAGCACGGCCCCCUUGUCAGUUUUCACCUAUACCUAAACCAAGGAAUUGCCUUAUGUAAAUAUGCCACGCGAGAAGAGUCGAAUAAAGCGCAGAUGACCUUGAACAAUUGUGUACUUGGUAAUACAACAAUAUUUGCUGAAUCGCCAAAUGAAGCCGAGGUGCAAAACAUUCUCCAACACUUGCCUCAAACUCCAACCUCUGGAAAUUCGGGGCAUACGCCGAGUGGAGGAGGAGGACCCAGUACCGGUAAUGGCAGCAGCGUUGGUGGGGCAAGUAGUGCCAGCAGCUCUGGUGCUAGUGUAUCUGGAAGUAGCAAUGGAAACGGUGGCAAUGCCAGCAACGGCAACAAUGGAAACGGAGGAGGAAAUGGUGGUGGCGGUGGCAACGGUAGCAACAAUCCAAAUACAAGUGUGGCCAAUACGAAUCUACUCAGCACAAGCACUGGCUCUGGGUCCGGCUCGUCCAAUAAUUCUGGUGGUAGCAACACCACAGCCGGAGUCGGGAGUGGUAGCAGUGCAGCAGGGAGCAGCAGUUCCCUAAAUGGCGGCGCAUCCGGAAACGGUACGGGUGGCAAAAACACCUCAGCGAAUAAUGCUGUUGGCGUCCCCAAUAGCAACAACUCGACGUGGCGUCAGACAACGCAAAACCCAGCUCUGCAAGGGCAAAGUAGGCCAGCAGGCGGAAGGGAGGCAGCUGACUACGAUUAUAUAUCUCAAUUUGUUUGUUCCAUUGUUGAUGAUUAGUCUGAUGGCGAAUGGCGAUAAAGAUGAGGCAAGGGAGCAUGGCAUUAUUUGCUGUGACUUAAGACAAACUCACUCACACACAUACACACACACACCCCAUAAGCUUCAAAAUGAUUCAAUACAAAGUAUGUAUGGAAAGCAAGACCAUGUUGUGAAGUAUAUAAAGUGGAUCGACUGAUAGACGAAUGGACUUAGAAUUUUGUAUGCCCGUAGAUUUAUUUUUCUUCAUCGUUCAUAGAGUUAGGGUUGUAUAUGUAAGAUAAAAUUUAAAGAAAACAAAACUAUAAAACUAUAUAUAAAUAUAUGUAUUUAUGGUUAUAUAUAUAUUUAUAUAUAUAUAUAUACACAUAUAUAUAUAUAAAAGCUUCGAAAAUCGAAAUCGAGAAUACUUGAAUCGUAUACUAUAUACCAUACAUACGACGACGCAAACCUUCCUAUUGAAUGCAAGUGUUUAGACUCUGUGGCUCCCACAUGUCCAUAUCCAUUUGGAACUCGGGAAACAAGUUCUCAAUUAGAUGGUCCUCUUUUGCUUGCACUGCUAUUCAUGAGUUUUUUGUGUAUUUCUAUUUCCAAAAAGAGAAAAAAGUUGAACCUGUGUUAUAUACAUUAUAGGAAGUUAUAAUCUUUUUACGGUUUUGCUUUCACUAAAAGCAUUCCCACCGAAAUGAUUCGGUUAUACAUACAUAAUUAGAUCACAAUAAAAUAUCAAUGAAGUUAAUUAGAAAAUCGCCUUUAAAUUUUGAGAUCGCCGUACGCUUAUAACAAUGAAAAUAAAUUCAAGAUUUCUUCGGAUAUAUUCGUAUGUGUACCCCUGUAUCCUUAUGCCCUAAAAGUUUCAUUUAAUGCUAAGUGAAUUGGUGUUCGAAAUGAGUAAUGAUAAAUUGAUGACUCGAAAAUAAACAAAAAACAAAAUAUCAACGACA
Molecule: messenger RNA, 5655 nt
Organism: Drosophila willistoni
Lineage: Eukaryota; Metazoa; Arthropoda; Insecta; Diptera; Drosophilidae
Gene: gw
Product: protein Gawky
Exons: 10
Coding region: 380-4732 (1450 amino acids)
Biological process (GO): positive regulation of nuclear-transcribed mRNA poly(A) tail shortening; miRNA-mediated gene silencing by inhibition of translation
Cellular component (GO): nucleoplasm; P-body
Molecular function (GO): nucleic acid binding; protein binding
Source: RefSeq, a predicted model, not a curated record